AUGUUGCAUUUGGGUGAUGCGUUGCAUAGAGCUGCAAGGAUUGAUGAUGUUCAUGCCACGAAGAGUUGCAUUGCGGAAGGAGUGAAUGUGAACGGGAAGGAUCAGAAUGGUUGUACUGCUCUGCAUAGAGCUGCAUUUAAAGGCAGACUUGAGAGUGUUAAGACCUUGGUUAGUAAUGGAGCUCAGAUUGAUCUUCUUGAUGAUGGUGGAUAUACACCACUUCAUCUUGAGGUGGAGGGAGGACGUAUGCAGAUUGCAAUUUAUCUGAUAGCUCAUGGGGCUAAAGCAAAUGUUGUGAAGAAUAAUAGUAGUCUCAAAGACUUUGAGAUGGUUCCUUUCAAUUUAAAUUGUUUCAAGAACCAUCCUUCUCUUAGAAGGGUUGUGUUUCCUCUCACCAGAUUGUACAUGGGAGUCCAUGGGGGUUGCUUCACUGAUGUUCUUCUAUCUUCUUGCUACGUUCGCAAGCCAGCGAAAGACUUCCGCCAAUCUUACGUUCCCAUUGCCAAGGAAACUACUCCUGAACAGGCCUCAUCUGACGUUCCUCCAGCCGAGAAAAGUCUUGAUGAAACCCUUGCGCAGAUUGACGCCAAAAUCGAGGCGAAAAAGACUGCCGAAGUAGCUCUUCAGGAAUCAGCCGAGGUAGUUCUCCAAGAAUCGGCCGAGGUCCAGUCUCAAAUUGCGCCUGAUGUUGAAGAAUCAUAA
This is a messenger RNA of Camellia sinensis, 702 nucleotides long. The record is from RefSeq and is a predicted model, not a curated record. NCBI's taxonomy places the organism in Eukaryota, Viridiplantae, Streptophyta, Magnoliopsida, Ericales, Theaceae.